AUGGAGCAACAAGAAGAGAAGAAACUAAAAAGCUACAGAAGAAGAACACAAUCGUUUCCUCGCGAUCUAACCUCAGAGAUACUCUUAAGGCUGCCUGAGAAAUCUGUUGCAAGGUUCCGUUGCGUGUCAAAGCUUUGGUCAUCAAUCACCACCGAUCCAUAUUUCAUAAACUUGUUCGAAACUCGUUCCCAACAGCCGAGUCUUCUAGUCUGCUUCAGAAAAAAUGGCAAGCUGUUUGUUUAUUCGAUUCCUCAACAUACUCACACUCUUCAUCAGAAAUCGAACAAGUCUUACUCUUCUUCUCAACCGAUUGAUCGUUAUCAUAUGAAAAUCCCAGAUGAAUUUAGUUACUUGUCUCUUACGGAAUCUGUCCACGGCUUGAUCUGCUUUCAAGGAUCAGCAACGCCAACAGUUUUGGAACCCUAG
Messenger RNA from Microthlaspi erraticum, 426 nucleotides. The record is from the annotation of a GenBank genome assembly. NCBI's taxonomy places the organism in Eukaryota, Viridiplantae, Streptophyta, Magnoliopsida, Brassicales, Brassicaceae.